AUGGGGUGUAAUACAUGCGGGAUACGGCCUGCUGUAACUAUUCGGCCAUCUAACAAAAUGAAGCUUUGCAAAGAGUGCUUUCUCUUGGCAAUAGAAAACCAAGUGCAUUUAACAAUACAGAAAACCGAGAUGUUCAAGGGAGUGCGGAAACUUGUUGUUGGGGUCAGCGGCGGAAAAGACUCAACAGUCCUUGCGCAUAUUAUCAACCUGCUAAACAAGAGGCACGGAUACGGGAUAGACCUGCGCCUUCUCUGCAUCGAUGAAGGCAUUUCCGGGUACAGAGACAAGUCAAUAGAGGUUGUGCACAUGAACGAGAAAGACCUCGCCAUUCCCUUGAAGAUAAUUAGCUACGACGAAAUGUACGGACACACAAUGGACUCAGUUGUCUCGAAAAUAGGGCGAAAAAACAACUGCACGUACUGCGGGGUCUUCAGGCGCGGUGCUUUGGAGGACGGCACCAGGCACCUGGGCGGAGACAUGAUCGCAACCGGACACAAUGCAGACGACAUUGCAGAGACAGUUCUCCUGAACUACUUCCGCGGGGAUCUGAAUAGGCUGGUAAAGUGCACGCACCCUGUGACGCAGGUGAACUCCUCGGAGGUGGUGCCUCGAUGCAAGCCGCUCUCUGAAGUCUACGAGAAGGAGAUUGUGAUGUACGCAUUCUACAACAAACUGCCAUAUUUUUCAACCGAGUGCAAGUACUCGCCCGGCGCCUUUAGGGGCUUUGCAAGGACGUAUAUAAAGGCCCUGGAAAAGACAAACCCGCAGGUCAUUUUGAAGAUAAUAGAGUCGGGAAACCACGUCCAGAAGGCAGCCCACACAAUGAAAAGCCACAUCUGCAGGGCGUGCGGGAAAACCUGCUCCAGCGCCGAAAAAACCUGCAAGUCGUGCUUGCUUCUUAAAACCCUGGAGGCGCCUGAGUGCCCGUAG
Messenger RNA from Nematocida major, 930 nucleotides. RefSeq names its product cytoplasmic tRNA 2-thiolation protein 1. Gene Ontology annotation, molecular function: tRNA binding. The coding region runs from base 1 to 930 and encodes 309 amino acids. Gene Ontology annotation, biological process: tRNA wobble position uridine thiolation. Gene Ontology annotation, cellular component: mitochondrion; cytosolic tRNA wobble base thiouridylase complex. The record is from RefSeq and is a predicted model, not a curated record. The transcript has a single exon. NCBI's taxonomy places the organism in Eukaryota, Fungi, Microsporidia.